This is a messenger RNA of Oppiella nova, 248 nucleotides long. Lineage: Eukaryota; Metazoa; Arthropoda; Arachnida; Sarcoptiformes; Oppiidae. The record is from the annotation of a GenBank genome assembly.
CUAAAGAGGUCUCAAAUUGUGAUCCGUUUCUUAUGUCCAAAGUCAACCAUACGGCAGAUGUGGGAAAUGUUGACUAUAUGGCACCGGAAGCCAUGACUAAAGAAUACAACCAUUUAAUAGAUAUCUACAGUCUAUCCCUAAUUGGGGCUCAAAUUUUAGGUUUCGAUACAAACGAUAUAAUCGACGGAAAUAUCGCAAAAACGGUUCAACAGAUUGGAGGCAAAGACCCGAAUGUUCGCACAAUAUAA